GUGUGCCAUGUGUCUGCAUGGCAAGGUAUGGAAUGAUGUCUGUUCCUCUUAUAGCAGCUAGAAAAACUUGUUCCUUCAUCAUCCUCUCCUCUUCUUCUCUCUGUUGAAGUUAAGACAAAAAAGUCACAAAGUUAAGGCAGGCUGUGGUUUUAGACGACAUCGUAAUGUUAGCAGGAAGAGGAACUGCUUGAGCUGCUACAGACACAGUAACAUCUUCACACAGAAGCAGGACUCAAGAAAAGCUCACAAUUUUUUCAACAUCAGAACAAGUUUAACAUGAGCUGCUUUUUCAUUUUUAUUCUCGUCAUUUCCAGUGCUGUCUGUCAGGCAUCGAGGGAGUUUAGUCUUAAAACUGGAGCAUCUGUCACUAUCCCAUGUCAUUAUGAUAGGAAAUAUAUACAACAUAAGAAAUACUGGUGCUAUGGAGGAACAUUCAGUUCAUGCACAAUUCAGGCGUAUGCCAAUAAUACAAAAGGAAAAGUGACAGUAACUGAUUACCCAGCUGAGAGUCUCUUUACUGUGACAAUGAAUAAUCUCCAGACAGGAAAUACUGGAUGGUACUGGUGUGCUGUAGAGAUAAGUGGAAUAUUGGACCCAGACGUUGGAGAAUACCUUUAUAUCACAGUGAAAUCAGAUCCUGAUCUGUCUGUGAGGAACAGCAGAGUGAGAGGUGAGGAAGGAGGCAGUGUCACAGUCCAGUGUUUCUACAGCGCUGCGUAUCAGAAUACACAGAAGCAGUGGUGCAGAUUCAACAAUGGACGCUGCAACUCAGUGGGGAGGACUGCCACAUCCCAGAAUUCAGCAGUGCACAUCAGUGAUGAUGGGAGAAGAUCCUUGAGUGUGCAGAUGAGUGGACUGAAGAAGAGUGAUGCUGGCUGGUACUGGUGCAGUGCAGGAGAUCUGCAGGUUCCUGUUCACAUCAGUGUCCAUGAUCCACCUCCAGUUGUGACUACAACAGUGACUACAGCAGUGACUACAGCAUUGACUAGAACCACUCACCAUGUCAGUACUUACACAUCUGUCUCGAAGCACAAUUCAGCAGCAUCUGUGACUGCAGUUUCUAGCAGUGAUGAAACCAUUGGGGGUGAGCCCGUGAUCCACUGGUACCUGGUGGCCCUUAUUUUACUACUGGUGAUACUGGUCAUCAUCAUCUGCAUGCUAAGAAAGAAAUGCAAGAAUCAAAUCAGGACCAGAGAGAGGAGCAAUGACACCACUGUUCACACACAGCCCACUUUUCCAGCUGAAGACUCCAUUAUAUACAGCACUGUGGCUGUUUCUAAGCCAAAGUCUUCAGCAUCAAAAGAUAAUGAGCAGGACGUGACCUACAGCAUUGUAAACAUUGCUUCCAAGAAUAAAUCUGUGUCUCCAAAUAAUGUUGAUGUUGAGAACAUCUACAGCAACGUGGUGUGCCAGUAAGAGAUGUGUAUAUAAGUAUAUAAAGAUUGAUGUCCUGUUUGGCUGGAAGGAAACUGUGGGUGGUGCCUCAGGGAUCUCUACUGGGUCUCAUGUUCAUCCUCAGCAUUAUGAACAAACCCAAUCAGGACAAGGACAACAUACCUCACACUCAUACCACUGACUUACAUCAUAGUCACAUGACCCUCAGUCAUUCAGAAAAUACCAGUUUCCUUACUGUAGCUGCCACAUGCUAACUGCUAAAGCUAACUCAAUACAAGUCCUACUACACCAGCUAUCAUCAUUUCCAUCCACACGGCACACACCAGUCCAGCCCUUAAAUACAGACAUGCGUAUGCAACAUAACACACUGAGGAACUUACACAACUGGAUGAAUAUAAAUGUAAGAAAAAAAAACAAUUGGUGAUUGCAAAUAAAAAGAGCAAUUCCCGCAUCUAGUAUAUCUAUGUGUUCUUAUAUAUUUCUCACAUUUGCAUAUAAAUACAAGGACCGACAAAGUGGUACAUUUACAUGUCUAAUAAAUAUCUGAAGCAUUCAGGGUUAUUGUCGCUCAUUAAUGUUUUACUUGUAAAUAAUAAUUUAUCACUUUUUAUUGUGACAG
Messenger RNA from Pangasianodon hypophthalmus (striped catfish), 2014 nucleotides. RefSeq names its product CMRF35-like molecule 1. The transcript is spliced from 12 exons. Bases 277 to 1416 code for a protein of 379 amino acids. Lineage: Eukaryota; Metazoa; Chordata; Actinopteri; Siluriformes; Pangasiidae. The record is from RefSeq and is a predicted model, not a curated record.